Molecule: messenger RNA, 2171 nt
Organism: Linum tenue
Lineage: Eukaryota; Viridiplantae; Streptophyta; Magnoliopsida; Malpighiales; Linaceae
Source: the annotation of a GenBank genome assembly
AAAUACCUUAAUAACUGAACCGCGAAAAUUUCUCUGAUUCAUCUCUCUCCCGCAUAGUUUAAAUCCUUUCUUCUGCAAAUUUAAGGCGAAACCUCGUCGCUGGAAACCGCAACGAUCGAAAAUCUGGCCGGAGGAGGGCGAUACACUCUUUUAUUAUGGCUGGCGAUAAAUUGAAUCCUGCUGCUGAUCACGGGAAAGAAGCUCCGGUCGGUGAGGGUGGCUGGAAAGCUAAUCUGCAGCCGGAGUAUCGGCAAAGGAUCGUCGACAAACUAAUGGAGACAUUAAAGCAGCAUCUACCAUGUUCUGGUGCUAAAGGGCCGCAAGCACUGAAGAACAUUGCUGAACGAUUUGAAGAGACGGUUUAUAGUGAUGCAACUAGUCAGUCUGAUUAUUUGCGCAAGAUUUCUUUGAAGAUUUUCGCAAUGGUGGGCAAAUCACAGAAUUCUAUGCCCAAUUCUUUGCUGUCUAACUCUGCUGACACUGGGGAUAAGCCCACUGAUCUUUGUGAAGAAGCUGCUGCGGACUGGAGAGCUGUAUUGCCGCCACAGUCUCGGGAAAGGAUCACCCUCAAAAUAAUGGAGACGUUAACGAGGAAUUUACCUUGUUCUGGUCAAUAUGCGCUACAAGAACUGAAGAAAAUCGCAGGACGAUUUGAGGAAAAGAUUUAUAAUGCUGCAACUAGUCCGUCUGAUUAUUUGCACAAGAUAUCUUUGAAGAUGCUCACGAUGGAAAGCAAAUCAAAGAACUCUAUACCAAAUAUUUUUCCUUCUAACUCAGCUGGCACUGGUGCAUUGCCUAAUAUCCAACCCCUUCUGUCACUUCCCAUUCGAUUGCCGGCUAAUCAACCUCAAGUACAACAAAAGUUGUUAUCUCAAAACCUGCAAAGCACUAUAACUUCCACUGGAUCUCAGACUUCUGCUAGUUCACCGUCUUCCUUGCCUCCUAUUUCUGGUACGAAUCAUACUCCAAUCGACGUCGUUGGCCAGAGUGCUAACAGCAUGCCUGGUGUUGUGCAAAACCCAGCUGGUAGUACUUCGACGGCCCUAGGGGUUCCAUCCAACAUGUUUGGCAAUGCGCAGCUGUUGAUGCUGCUCCAACAACAGCUAAUACACAUCCAAGACCAGUUGCAACAGCUCCAACAACAGCUGCUGAUGCAUUCACAACUUCAACGACAUAUGCAGCCUCAAGCAAGCACUAUGCAGAUGACUCAAUUGCAGCCCCCUACAUGGAGUAACCUUUAUGUUAACCAUCAGCUGCCACAAAUGAUGCGGCUGCCUGGAACUCAUUCUGGUAACUCCAGGAUGCAGAGUAGCCUUUCUGGUAAAGAUCAGCAACAAUCAAUUCCUCAAAGUAAUUUCUCAAUUCUGCAGCAGCUAAUCCUGCAACAACAGCCUGUUGGAACCAUGUCUGCUAUCCCAAGCACGCAGAGUAACCUUUCUGCGUCGCUAGAUUCCAUGGCACAAACUGGUCCUGCAAACGGAGGUGAUUGGCAGGAGGAAGCCUAUCAAAAGAUCCAGACCAUGAAGGAAAUGUACCUACCCGAGUUAAAUGAAAUGUACAAGAAAUUCGAUUGGAAGUUACAGCACCAUAACGAUUCACCUGUGCUCAAGGCUCAGGUGGAGAGCUUGAUGUCUUUCCUACAAGGAUCGAAAAAGGACGUCUUGCUCGGUUACAAGAUGUGGAUUGAUUCCUUCGAGAAGCAGAUCAUAGCUCUCCUGAACGAGCAUAGGCCCAGCAAGCGUAUGCGACAACAGCUCCGCUCUUCUGAAAUGCAAAUGUCACCGCCGCUGCAUCAGAUCGAUGAUGUGAACGAUGUGAAACCCGACAUUUCUUCUCUUUCAAAUGCUGCCGAUGUCACCUCCGCUGCAUCAGAUCGAUGAUGUUCGAGUCAAGAGUUGCAACUCUUGGGGUAGUUAAAGCGGUUAGUACAAGAAAAAAAGUCAACCUUUCACGAAGCAACAACAAAGUUGAAUUUUGUUCUUGGGUUAAUACCUUAUUUUGGCCCGAACUAUGACCAUGUAAUCAACUUUGGCCUGUGGUUUCAGAAAUUAACAUUUUGGCCUCAACUAUGCAACAUAUAUACUCAAUUGGCCCGAUUUGUGAAUUUUCGUCAAAUUAAACGGUCAAUAGUGUUUACCGUUAGAGCAUCCACAUUGGUAUUGCAUUCUCAA